AUGGGAUUCGUCGGAGAUGAUUUAACUGGCGAAUGGCGCAGCGCAUAUGGCAGUGCAACUGAGGUUAUGCAUAUUUCGGUUACGACCUGUUCGAAAUACGAAAAGAUGGCGAAUACUGAGAAAAUAUCGGGCUACAAGAACUUUACUUGCGUUGUAACAGGCCCAUACAGAGAAUAUUUGAAAGGGGAAUUUAUCUUGCAGUUCGAGUCGGAUGAAGCAGACGUUAUCACUUUAACAAAAGAUGACUUGCAAAAGCGAAACACAGGAACCGGUUACGACCUCACUAACAUAAAACUUACAUUCCCAAGUGCUACACGUUAA
This is a messenger RNA of Dicrocoelium dendriticum, 321 nucleotides long. The record is from the annotation of a GenBank genome assembly. NCBI's taxonomy places the organism in Eukaryota, Metazoa, Platyhelminthes, Trematoda, Plagiorchiida, Dicrocoeliidae.